Messenger RNA from Amaranthus tricolor (Joseph's coat), 3118 nucleotides. RefSeq lists its product as uncharacterized. Lineage: Eukaryota; Viridiplantae; Streptophyta; Magnoliopsida; Caryophyllales; Amaranthaceae. Gene Ontology annotation, biological process: DNA transposition. The record is from RefSeq and is a predicted model, not a curated record. Bases 384 to 2945 code for a protein of 853 amino acids. Gene Ontology annotation, molecular function: transposase activity; DNA binding; zinc ion binding. The transcript has 4 exons.
AAGGAAAAAUUCUAUAAAACUACCUAUUCUAUACCUGCUUUUGCAUAAAACUACCUUUUCUAUUUUUUUUUUCAAAAAACUACCUUAUGUAAUAAUAUUGUUUGCAAAAGAGUACCUAUUAACGGAUUGGUUAGUGUUGACCGUCAAAACUGACGUUGACUAUCACGUGUGAAGCACGUGACCAAUUAAUUUGUGCUUCCUUCUUCAUUGCUGUGCUCAUCAUUUCAGAAUCCAUUUUCGAAUUCCAUAAGCUUUUCUCUUCUUCUUCGAAGAAAGCGGGUUAUCCUCUUCGAAAUAGCUGUUCAAAGCUCUUCAAUUCGCUCUCUUGUUCGUUGAGACAUCUUCCAGCUGAAGCGUCUAACAUUUAGAGAUAAAUCUGUAAAAUGAAGAAAUUGAAAAUCUGGAAAAAAGCAAGUACUUCGAAAAUGCAGCAUUCUGAGUUGGCAAAUGAGUUGGUCAAUGUUAGGAAGGAUGAGGCGGAGCUUGAAAGAAAUGAUGUGGCACAUGAGGUUGUGGAUGACCUGGAAAGAGCAAAUAUAGUUGUUGAUGUUGGGGAAAUGGGACCACCAAACACAUGUACGGGUUAUAAAGAAUGUAUUAGUGCUAACCCUAGAUCUGAAACAAAUAACUCAGAUGCUAUUUCAACCCUAAACCUUACACCAUUUGAGAGAGGUUUAACCCUACAACAAGAACUUUCUGAAUCUGAGGUUAGCAGUGAUGAUGACUACAAUUGCGGUGAUGAGGAUGAAUAUGAGCAUGAUUCAGAUUUGUUUGCAGAAAAUGUAGUUUAUGGUCUUGAUGAUGUGUUUAUAGGUGAUGAUGAAAUUAGAUUGUUAGUAGAUAAGGAGGUUGAUGAGGAAAACAAUAGAGACAUAUACGUUAAUGAUGAUGAAUUGGAGCUUGAAGAUGUUGAUUUGGGUGCAUUGAAUGUUGAUGAGGAAGGUAUAGCAAGCUAUCCUACAUUCAAUCCUGAGGUUGAUUUUAAGGGUAAGAUCGUUUUGUCUUUAGGCCUUAAGUUCCCUUCUACAUAUGUCUUUAGAAAAGCGUUAAGGUACCAUGCUAUUGAAUGUGGUUACAAUUAUUGUUACCUGCAUAAUGGUAGAUCUAGGAUAACUGUUUAUUGCUACAAUAGAUGCGAUUGCGUUAAAUCGAAAGGUAGAAUUGUGAACUGUGUUUGUGGGAACGAUAAGAAGUGUUUUUUUAAGGUUCAUGCUGUGAAGUUGAAAGAUGAGGAGACACUUCAAAUAAGGAGUUAUUUUCCCGAGCACACUUGUGCUCACCAACACCAAAAUAACAAAGUCACUGCUUUGUAUUUAGCUGAGAAAUACAUACAAGAUUGGAGGGAAAAUCCAAAUUGGGAAUUAAAGGCAUUUAAGAAACGGGUAAACAGGGAGUUAGGUUGUGAAGUGAAAUAUUCUAAAUGCUACAUGGCUAAAAGAAUUGCAAAGAAAAUGUUAGUCGGUGAUGCUAGUGAAGAGUAUAGCAGGGUGUGGGAUUAUGCGGAAGCAAUAAGGAGGUAUAACCCUGGAAGCACUGCAAUCGUCAAAUGCAUCGGAAUAGAGACACCUCCACCCUUGUUUCAAAGGAUGUAUAUAUGUUUGCCAGCAUGUAAGGAGGGUUUUGUUGCUGGCUGUAGGCCUAUUAUAUGUGUUGAUGGGGCGCAUUUGAAGGGACAAUUUCCUGGGAUUUUGCUUACCGCUGUAGGUAAAGAUGGGAACAAUAACAUCUUCCCUGUUGCAUGGGCUGUCGUCGAAACAGAAAACGUAGAAACUUGGACUUGGUUUCUAAAUCUCCUUGUAGAAGACCUAAAGUCGGUUAGUUCAUCAAGUAGUUGGGUGCAAGCAGGAUGUGAAGAUUUUACCUUCAUGAGCGAUAGGCAAAAGGGUUUGAUUGAAGCUUUAAACGCAGUGAUUCCUGAAGCCGAAAUUAGGUUCUGCUGUAGGCAUAUAUGGGCUAACUUUAAGAUUAAGUUCCCUGGAGAGUUGUACAAGCAUCACUUUUGGAAAGCAGCAAGAGCUUACAACAAGUUUGAUUUUGAUAGAGAAAUGAAUCAAAUAAAGAAUAUUUCUGUUCAAGCAUAUGAAUAUCUAGCUGCUAUUCCUGCUAAACACUGGUCUAGGCAUGCUUUUCCUAUUAGGAGUAAGUCUGGGAUGUUGUUAAAUAAUUGUUGUGAGUCAUUUAAUAAUGUGUUAGUAGAAGCUAGGGGAAAGCCCAUCAUUUCUCUUAUGGAGUGGAUUAGGAGAUAUGUGAUGCAACGGAGUGCAGCCAAAAGAGAAGGAUUGGGUAACUUUAGAGGUGUGUUAAUGCCAACAAUCUCCAAAAUGAUUGAAAAAAAUUCAAAGGAAAUAUAUGGUUUGAGAGUAAUCCCAGUGGAUGUGUCUGAGUUUGAGGUGGACGAUGAUGAAAAAAGUUACGUUGUGAAUUUGACCAAUAAGACAUGCCUCUGUGGAAGUUGGAAUCUUCUUGGGAUCCCUUGCAAACAUGCCAUGGCUUGUAUUUGUAUUAGAAAAUUGGAUGCUACUGAAUUUGUCCAUCAAGCGUAUCUUGUAGAAACGUAUGCAAAGACGUAUGCUCCGAAGUUUUAUGGUAUGCCAGGACGCGAAAUGUGGCCGACAACCACUUUAGCAAAACCUCUUCCUCCACCAUUUCGAAAGAUGCCUAGAAGGCCUAAAAUGAAGAAAAGAAAAAAGGAAAACGAUGAAGGUAAAGGAGGUAACAAUCCUGUAAAUGUUGUUCGAGAAUUCAAGCAACGAAGAUGUGGUAAUUGCGGUAACUUAGGCCACAACAAAAGAAAAUGCAAGAAUCCAGCAAAAUCAAAUCCAACUGGGGGAAAGUCAAAGGGUGGAAGGCCUAAAAUGGGAAAUCCUUGCACCAGCAGUCAACAAACGCAAACCGGAACAGCAACAUCCACUUCAUGUAUAGUGGAUCAACAAAGUCAAAUAUAGAGCUGUAUUUGAAUUGAUAAUGUACUAUGUUUCUUUGAAUUUAAUGUGCUGAAUUAAUGUAAGACAUAUACUCUAUUUUUAGAAGAACAGCAUGUAAUCAAAUGUUCUGUGGAGAUUUGUGCUUUGCUGAAUUAAUGUAAGACAUACACUGAGAUCAAUGUGAUUGUGUUGAG